Molecule: messenger RNA, 4850 nt
Organism: Alexandromys fortis (reed vole)
Lineage: Eukaryota; Metazoa; Chordata; Mammalia; Rodentia; Cricetidae
Gene: Gcnt4
Product: glucosaminyl (N-acetyl) transferase 4
Exons: 3
Coding region: 697-2106 (469 amino acids)
Cellular component (GO): membrane
Molecular function (GO): acetylglucosaminyltransferase activity
Source: RefSeq, a predicted model, not a curated record
GGGUGGGGGCAGGGACGACCCCUCCUGCCUGCCACUUUCACUUUCCCUCGUGGGAAACUUUGUCGCUAUGGGGCGGGGGCGGCGCGAUCCGGAACUAGCUGGGUUUAGGCUUCUUGGCGGCGGAGCCCGUUGGGUCCCCCCUGGAGCAGGCAAGGGCGGCUGCAGCGGGCGCCCAGCAGAUGCUUCGCAGCCCCACGCGGCAGCCGUAGCCGGGAGUAGGACGCCGCAAAGUUCCCGCGUGGGAGCCUCCCGGGCUUUGGCCACCGAGACCAGCUCCUCGCGCGGCUUCUCCGUUAGAGUGGCGGGGACAGAGGUCCCGGGGGAGUCAAGUUUCAGGUCGCGUGUCCCAAUCCGUGGCCUCUGCAGGGACAAGCUUCUGCGCGUUUUAAGGUCAAGUUUUCGUACUGCGGAGCGGGCCAGAUAUCGUACCCCCCUUGCAAAGUGGAGGCGUCUUGCUGGAGGCCUGGGAACCUCUGGGGGAAUCCCAGACGGAGAGAAGGGACUCCAGAGCGAAGGACGUGGGCGUGGGCGUGCCUCCAGGGUGGGCACGGUGUGCUAAUGAAACCGCCAAACUUCCAGACCUGAAAGACUCCGGAAGAGGCACUGCAGGAGAAUCGUGCUCUAAAGAAGCAGUGUGGAGAAUGACUUUCACGUCCCGCAUUUCCACUGAGGCCUCUGUUCUUGUUACUCUGCAGAAUGAAGAUAUUCAGAUGUUGCUCUAAAUACACACUCCAGCAGAAGCUCUUCGUCCUCUUCUUAGCGCUAUGGCUGCUCUCCUUGUUAAAGCUUCUGAAUGUGGGCCGGCUCCUCUUCCCUCAAAGAGACAUUUACUUAGUUGAAUAUUCCCUAAGUACUUCCCCUUUUGUGAGGAACAGGUUCCCCCCCAUCCGGGAUGAAGUCAGGUAUGAAGUUAACUGCUCAGGGAUCUACGAGCAAGAGCCUUUGGAGAUCGGCAAGAGUUUGGAAAUCAGAAGACAGAACAUCAUCGACCUGGAGGAUGGCGACGUUGUGGCGAUGACCAGCAACUGUGAUAUUUAUCAGACCCUCAGACAGUACCAUGAGAAGCUUGUUUCAAGAGAGGAAAAGAGCUUCCCAAUAGCCUACUCGCUGGUCGUCCACAAAGAUGCGAUUAUGGUUGAGAGGCUAAUUCACGCUAUUUACAACAAGCACAAUCUUUACUGCAUCCACUAUGACCUGAAGUCACCAAACGAGUUCAAAGCCGCCAUGAACAACUUAGCUAAGUGCUUCUCCAAUAUCUUCAUCGCUUCCAGACUGGAGGCCGUGGAGUAUGCCCACAUAUCCAGGCUCCAGGCUGACUUUAAUUGCCUAUCAGACCUUCUCAAAUCUUCAGUUCAGUGGAAGUAUGUCAUCAACCUGUGUGGGCAAGACUUUCCCCUCAAGUCAAAUUUCGAAUUAGUGUCGGAGCUGAAAAAACUCCAAGGCCAGAAUAUGUUAGAGACGGUGAAACCUCCUACUGGCAAAAUGGAAAGGUUUACCUACCAUCAUGAGCUCAGAUCGGUGCCUUAUGAAUACAUGAAGCUCCCAGUAAAAACAAACAUCUCCAAGGAGGCUCCACCUCAUAACAUUGAGGUGUUCGUAGGCAGUGCCUAUUUUGUUCUAAGUCAGGCAUUUGUUAAAUAUAUCUUCAACAGCUCCCUCGUUGAAGACUUUUUUGCCUGGUCUAAAGAUACAUACUCUCCCGAUGAACACUUUUGGGCUACCUUGAUCCGGAUACCAGGAAUACCCGGAGAAAUUUCCAGAUUGGCCCAGGAUGUAUCUGACCUACAGAGUAAGACCCGCCUGGUCAAAUGGAAUUAUUAUGAAGGCUUCUUCUAUCCCAAUUGCACUGGCUCGCACCUUCGAAGUGUGUGUAUCUACGGCGCUGCAGAAUUACGAUGGCUUAUAAAAGAAGGGCAUUGGUUUGCUAAUAAAUUUGAUUCUAAAGUGGACCCCGUCUUGGUUAAAUGUCUCGCAGAAAAACUUGAAGAACAACAGAGAAAGCUCAUCACUUUGUCUUCACAAAAGUUCAUUACAGGUAGAAAACCCAGAGUCACACGCCAUCGUAAGAGCACCAUGGAGCUGGGACUGUCUAACACAAAGAGUUAAGAUGGAAUUGUGGACCCAAGCCUUGCCCAACACGAUCGGAACUUUUAAUGCUUUCCCAGGCUGAACCUUCUCUAGAAUUCCAUGCAUGGACUGUGAGCCUGCAGUUGGUUGGGUUUUGAAUGCUGGUUUUGCUUGUUCUCUUACCGAGUCAGAGAUCUCAAAUGUUUAGUGAUAUAACUUUUAUUGAGCACCUGACACUGCUCCAGGCACCUUAUGGAAAGACAUGCAGGGAUUAAAUUCAAGUCAUAAUGAGUUGUGCCCUCAGGAAGCAAUGCUCACCCUCCUAACGUGGCAACUGCGGUGUUUUCCUGUUUUCCGUGUAACGAGGAGGGUGCUACUGGAGAGGACUUUGGAGUAUGUGCUAAUCACAGCCACUAGUCUCUGAAAGGGUGUGAGUGCCAGGCCAGCUCUCUACCUGUUUCUUAGUCCAGCAACCGAGACACUUUUGAACUGUUAGACUAUUAGGAUUUCACUACCUCAGAGAAGCGCAAAGAAUUGUCUGAUCGCCUGCUUGCCAAAGUGUAACUUACCUUUCGGUGCCUCACUUUUUGAUUCAGGGCGGACGGAAUGCUGCUGGUGUGAUAUUCGUCGGGUAUGACUGUCUGAGAAGGCAGAGGGCCCGGGUGGUAGGUGGGUUGGGACAGGUGAUGUCCAAAGAGGAGCCAAGGGCCUCUUUACUCAUCCUUUGCACAAUGGUGUCAUGAACGACUCUCUUUCUAAUUCAUUUGUUCUUUAUAGCACACAUACUAAUGAAAAUCAAACUGACUACUAGUUCAAAAUGGCACCCAGCAGAACCUCAGGCCUAAGGUAGGUUGACAUUGAUAGGUUGACAUUGUGGAUGUGAUGGCGCCCUUGCCACAGUAGCAUGCUUCUGAUGGAGUUGCUAGUUCUUUCUUAGGUAACUAAGCCAGGGAGUUAUUGUGAUUGCUUACACAUUUUUCUUUUUCAGCAAAAUGGAAUCCAAAUUCAAUUCAAAAUAAUAAACACUCCAAGUUAGUGUAGUGUUUUUCUCAGCUGAGCAUCAAAGGGGGUAUUGUUUUCUUUAUUUUACAAAUGCUAGCACUUAAGAGAAUCAUUUAAUGGGCACACACAGAUAAGUUUCAGGGGAACUGGAGGGUGUCCUGACAGUUAAGAGCUCUUAACUGCUGCUUUUGCAGAAGACCCAAUACCAGAUAGCUCACAACUGCCUGUAAUUCCAGCUCUAGAGAAUAGAGUACCCUCUUCUGGCCUCCAAGGGCACCUACACCCAUCUGCAUACACAUACACACACACACAUACACACAAAGAUAAAUUAUAUGUUUUUAUUGAGUUUGAGUUUUGCAGAGAACCUGCCCAGGUCUGUUGGAGGGUGAGGCCUGAAGAAGCUAUCAUUUCACUCUCCCUGGGCUUCUGUGUGCUGACCACACAAAAACUUGUGGCUUCCUAACAGGUUUUUUUGCAACUCCAGGGAAAUGCCACAUAAAGCGGAGAGAAAUGUUGAAAUAUCAGUGUGAUAAGAGUAUAAGACAAACACAGGUCCCAACUUUACUGUGAGACUUAAACACAAAGAGAGGCCUCUGCCGUGAGGGAACCUCUGUCACCAAAUUCAGGUCUGAGAAAAAGCCCCGCCAGGGCAGAAGUUUCUUCUUCAGCCAGUAGCAUUGACAUGCUGGCUGGCUGGUUUACACAGGGAAUGAGGAUAAGAGACACUUCACUAACCAUCCAGGGUCAAACUCCAAAGGUCUUGGUUUAAAAAGAAAAAGAUUCUCUUUUUGUUUUUAUGACUUUAGUCAAACAGAAUGUAAGUACAACAGAUGAGAAGCAACUACCUGGCCCCUUUGUCUUUCUGGAGAGAAAGGCCCGCUUCCUGUUUAUUAGAAAGUGGACGUGGUCAGACAAAGACAUGGCAAUGCCUUCUUUUCCCUGUGGACAUGCUUCUCCGGACCCAGAAACAUUAGCUGCUCACAUUUUGGGGAGCUUGCCAAAGCACAGGCUCUUGUCUUGGGAACCCUGUACGUUCCCUGUUCACUUUCAGAACUGAUUCUUAUAAAAACCUUUUGCUAUACAAGCCCUUCCCCAGUCUGAGACUGCUCAACACUGCUUUGUAAUUGUUCUUUGUUUAGUAUUUAUUGAAUUUAGACUCUAAUUUACUCUAGGAUGAGAGUUUACAAAUCAUGUGUGAAUAUUAAAAGAAUAAUGAAAGCCUUCACAAUAUAUUAUGUGAUCAAGCUACUGUACCAUAGAUGUGUGUGUACUGAAAAGCCGGAAUUGCUAUUUUUCUUUCAUCUAUCUUAAAUAAAAAUAUCAUUGAAAGUUAGAAUUUCAGAGCUGGAGAGAUGUCUAGCAGUUAAGAGUGCUGGCUGCUCUUCCAGAAGACCCAAGUUCAAUUCCCAGCACCCUCGUGGCAGCUCACAACUGUCUGUAACUCUAGUUCCAGGGGAUCCAACAUCCUCUUCUGGCCUGGCACCAGGCACACACAGGAUGCAUGGACAUGACAUACAUGCAGGCAAAACACUCAUGCACAUAGCAUAAUGAGGUGAAACCUAAAGAUUUCUCUUGACUUCCAGAAUGUGAAUAUAUACAUUCUUCUAUAUUUCAUAGAAAAUAAAAUGACACUCUGGGGAAUGUAAAGUGAAUGUAUUGUUAAGUAAAUUAAAAUCAUUUCUGUUGCUGGUGUUCUUCAGUUGUUUUCUUAUCGCUCUCUAAGCUCCUUUGAUUGUGUUGUCCGUGUCUACCAUUUCACUAAUAAAUUUCCCAUGGAUGCA